AUGUUCCGUCAACGGACAAGCUCGCAAAAGCCAGGCGACGACCUGAUUGCCAACUUCAGGCAGCAUUUCCCUGAGGUGGCAGCAGGCUCGUCUGCCGCCCCCUCCUCAUCACAGACGACUACCGCGGGAAACCCAGGAGCCGCACCCAAUGCGCAAGACAGGGCUCACGGCUUGGGUCAUGACGCCUUCCAUGACCAAGAUCCCACCCCCAGGGCUUCCAACGAGCCCUGGAGGUUCACUCCGUCCCUGAUGGAUCCCAACUCCUUCGCCUUCACCAACUUCGCCAAUGCUCCGCCGGGUUACUACACUCCCACGCCUGGUGGCACGAACACUCUGUAUCAUCCACAGGCCGGCGAUCUUCACACCCCCACCCUGUUUGGCAUGGGCCUAGGCACGCCGCUGUCGAUGCCCACAACAGAAGCUGCAAUGCAGUCCGGUCCUGGCUCUGGCCCAGGUCCAGUCCCAGGUCCCACCCCGGGCCCUCCCAUGAUGGACCUUGCCGGCUUCCACCACGGCCCCGCGAACCUGCACCCGGGCCAGUUCCAUCAGCAGCCGCACUUCAAUCCCUUCGUUCAGCCCCAUCCGCAACAGCAGUCCUUCGCCCCCUCGAGUUUCGUCCACCAAGACACUGGCUACGAGACCAUGGAUCAGGAUGGUUCUCCGAUGGGUUCUGAUCAGGGCGACGAGCGCAUGGGCUCCAUCGAUAGCGCCUUCCAUGGCCAGUCCCCCAUGCUGGGCUUCCAGCCGAGGCAGCAGUACGGAAUGGCCAUGCCACUGCCCAUGCAUCCCUCGGCCGAAAAAUACCGGUACCAUGUGACCCUCAAUGCGCCAACGGCCAUGAUAAAGCACGCCGAUGAGAUCCCAGUAACCUACCUCAACAAGGGCCAGGCUUAUUCACUCUCCAUAGUGGACACGCAGCCUGCCAUCCCCAUCGCGCCAGGAACUCGGCUCAGGACCUUUGUCCGCGUCUCCUUCGAGGAUGAACAACAACGCCAGAAGCCUGGUGUGUGUUGGAGCCUGUGGAAGGAAGGCAGGGGCACUAAUGAGGCCCACCAGCGAGGCGGAAAGCUGCAGGCCGUAGAGUACGUCGAGGCUGGCCAACCGGCCGACGGUGAUGACAAGCGGACGAGGGUGGAACUGGAAAGCGCUUCUUUUGACGGCUUCUCGGUGAUAUGGACACCAGGUGUCAACGGUUCCGUUGAGUGUAACGUCGCUGUCCGCUUCAACUUCCUAUCUACCGACUUCAGCCACUCAAAAGGUGUCAAAGGCAUUCCAGUGCGACUUUGCGCCAAGACCAAUGCUUUGGACUCAGAAGGCCCGCCUGCGACGGACACCACGCCGGAGAUAUGCUAUUGCAAGGUCAAACUCUUCCGCGAUCAUGGCGCCGAAAGAAAACUAUCCAACGAUGUCGCACACGUCAAGAAAACCAUCGACAAACUCAAGCAACAAAUCGCGCAGGCCGAGAGUGGGUUGAAGGAUUUUGGCAAGCGUAAGCGGGCUGGUGGAUCACAAAUGAAGGGUGUCGACAGUAGCCAGAGGCCUGGCAAGGUUCAAAAACACAAACGCACGUGGUCCAUGUCCUCUGCCAGCUCGGCCGGCGGUGGGAACGGUGGCGCUCGGAAUGCGCUCGAAGACGACCUUCAUUUCAAAUUGCAGACUCUUCAGGACAUGUUCACUAGCACGCGACCAGUCAGCGUGCUGUACCUGAAGGGUGAUGACCUCGACGACCCAGAUGCGCACCCAGUCUCGUUGCCUGGCGAUUCUUCUCUCGACCUAACGAAGGUUGAGUCCCGGGAAAGCACCACCUGGAGAGAUCGCAGCACUCACAGCUCCGUGACCGGGUCGCUCGUGUCCCCAUCUCCCAGCUCAUUGUCGCUGCACUCAACUGCAUCUGUCACGGUACCGGGUGUGCCAUGGCAGGAACGUGCCGCUGUCGGAUCUGACCCGUCAUCACGACAGGGCUCUCUCCAGCCAAGUCGGGUCCCGAAAGCGGUAGACGCAGGUAGCCUCAGCGGCUGGAUCGAGGCUCUGGGCGUGGACCCCUCUUACCGGCCACCCCCCGAGCGAUCUGUGAAGCCGAUCGCGUGCUUCUACGUGCUGAGGAAGGACGGGGCAGAAACCGAGGCGCGCGAGUAUCACAGGGCAAUCUAUCUCAUGCAGCGCACGCUUGCAGAGUUCGUCGCGCGCAUUGCCUCAAAAUGGAACAUCGACGUCAAGCGAGUGUCCCGGGUCGUGCACACCUUGCAGAGCGGGCUGGAGGUCGAAAUGGAUGACGACGUAAUUAAGGAGCUCUCCGAAGGGCAGGAUAUGGUCCUCGAGAUUGUUGAGCAGAAACAGCCCGUAAAGCGCGAGUGGGAGAUGUCACUGGACGACGCACCCGGAGAAGAAGACGACGCUGCCAUGACACAACCGUUGCAGCAAAAUAAUUACGAGCUUCGGCUUGCCUUCUGA
Molecule: messenger RNA, 2451 nt
Organism: Diaporthe amygdali
Lineage: Eukaryota; Fungi; Ascomycota; Sordariomycetes; Diaporthales; Diaporthaceae
Exons: 3
Coding region: 1-2451 (816 amino acids)
Biological process (GO): regulation of transcription by RNA polymerase II
Cellular component (GO): nucleus
Molecular function (GO): DNA-binding transcription activator activity, RNA polymerase II-specific; RNA polymerase II cis-regulatory region sequence-specific DNA binding
Source: RefSeq, a predicted model, not a curated record